Myxocyprinus asiaticus (Chinese sucker) is the source of this 3415-nucleotide messenger RNA. Its product is annotated as transcriptional repressor p66-alpha-like. The transcript is spliced from 10 exons. Lineage: Eukaryota; Metazoa; Chordata; Actinopteri; Cypriniformes; Catostomidae. The coding region runs from base 13 to 2097 and encodes 694 amino acids. Gene Ontology annotation, molecular function: sequence-specific DNA binding. Gene Ontology annotation, biological process: negative regulation of transcription by RNA polymerase II. Gene Ontology annotation, cellular component: NuRD complex. The record is from RefSeq and is a predicted model, not a curated record.
GUGGUAUCGGUGAUGAUGGUCCCCCGGUGCUCUCGAGCGCGCAUGCUCAGUGCGGUGACGCCGCGGCUUGAGGGUGUGUGUGUGCGCGAGCGAGCGGCGCAUUAUUUGGCAGCGAGGCGGCGGAGCGGCGCGGGGAGGGCGCGAGCGAGAGCAGUAGGUUUCACCGGGAUUAUCGGAGUGAAUUACCGGUCCGAAUCGCCAGGAAGACCCCCGGUACUCACAGCAGCGUCCCCGCGACCCGUUCCAGUGAUGUCUGAGGAUGUGGUGCGACAGACGCGCAGUCAGAAGCGUGUUCUGGACAGAGACUCUCAGUCUGUGGACGUGGACAGCAAGCGUGUAAAGUUGGAGUGUGUUGAUCGGGACGACACACCGGCGCUCCGGUCUAGAUCCGAGACGGCCGUGUCAGUCCAAACGUCAAGCAUGCUGAGUGGAGGGGAGGUGAAGGCCACCAUCAAACUGGAGCUGCAGACGGGAAAUGAGCCUGUGGACAUGAGCACCAGCAGAACUGAGCUGAAGAGAGAGAACGGACCCUCGUCCCCUGAUGAUGUCAUCGUUCUGUCUGAUAACGAGGCGUCGAGUCCGCAGGUGAACGGCGACAGUAGCUGUAAAGAGCUCGACACUGAACUGCUCAUGAGGAGUUCUCCAGUGGACCGUGAGCGUGUCAUUAAACAGUUGCAGGAGGAGCUUUGGUUAGAAGAAGCCAAACUCACCCUGCUGAAGAAACUCCGACAAAGUCAAACACACAAAGACUCCGGUGUACAGAAGCAGGUGAUAUCAGGCCGGGCUUCAGGGACGGUGAUUCCUCCUCCGCUGGUGCGUGGCGGCGGUCAGGUGACCAAACCUGGCUCAGCGAGCGCUCAGAUCAUAAUGCCUCCACUCGUCAGAGGAGCUCAGCCAAUCUCAGUGACGCCACAGCAGAUCGCCAGCCUACGACAGCAGCAGAACUCGAGCUCUGCUCCUCCUCCGCUGCUGCUGGCUUCCAGAGCGUCAGGACCAAAUGUACCAGGACAGAAGAUCAUCCAGCCCGGAAUCAUACGCAUGAGCAACAUCCCCAAUUCCAGUCUGCUCGUCACCAUCAACCAGUCCACGGCCACAAACCUCAAGUCCUCGUCUGUGUCGACUGUGAAUGAUUCUCCGGCCAGUCGUCAGGCGGCGGCCAAACUUGCACUGCGCAAACAGCUGGAGAAAACGCUACUGGAGAUACCACCAGCCAAACCGCCAGUGCCCAAAUUCAACUUCCUGCCCUCUGCCGCUAAUAAUGAGUUCAUCUAUCUGGUGGGUCUGGAGGAAGCGGUGCAGAAGUUGCUGGAGUCUCUCGGCCGAGGUAAACAGGGUGUGUACGCUGGUUUAGUUGUCACUGGUGAAGAGCCGUUCACCUGCUCUCAGUGUCAGACAGACUUCACCUGUCGCUGGCGCAAAGACAAGGGCGGAGCUAUCAUGUGUGAGGAGUGCAUGUCAUCAAUUCAGAAGAAGGCUCUGAAGGCGGAGCACACCAAUCGUCUGAAGGCGGCAUUUGUGAAAGCUCUACAGCAGGAGCAGGAGAUGGAGAAGAAGAUCCUGCAGCAGAGCUCUUCACCUGCCUCAUCUUCAUCAUCAUCAGCAGCAGCAGCUCACGUAAUGAAGGCUGAUCAGAUGAAACGCUCAUCAACUGCAGUUCAACAGACACACGGCCGAACCAACCAGCCAAUCAACCGCCACUCCUCCAACAUCAAACAGAUCUCUUCGAGUGUGCUGCAGUUGUCUCGUAGCAUGCAGCAGUCUGUUGCUGGGAUACGCGCAGUUCCUCACUCGUUCUCGCCGUCCACUCAGCUGCAGAAUGCCGUCACAGCCGCUGCGCUCGUCAGCAGGCCAGGUAAGCAUGCAGUGCACCAGGGGUCAAAGGUCAGCAGCAGUGGCAGCAACAAGAAGUCUGUCCCCACGACCUCCUCCACCUGGAGGAAGCAGAACGCCGCCGCAGCAGGUGUGACAAUGGCGUAUGUGAACCCCAGUCUGUCCACGCAGAAGACGUCAUCAUCAGUGGUGGAGCGUCAGAGAGAAUAUCUGUUAGACAUGAUCCCCUCACGCUCCGUCUCACAGACCGCAAACACGUGGAAAUAAAGAUCUGCAAACACAUCCACAAUCCUGUUCGAGAAGCUCGACUUUCUCCAGUCUGGAUUGGGGUGCUAGAACAACUUCAGCCUGAAUCUAGAACGGCUCCUCUAGAGUUUAGUCUGGAAUUCUGAAAUUAAAUCCGUGUUUUGUACAAAAAGUUUGUCAUUUCCUGUUUAAUCACACUUUUUUUUUUCCCCAGUCCUCUUUGUAGUUUUAAUUUUGUUGAGAUGCACCAAGAUUUGAUCCUCAUACAGGAGCAGUUUUGAUUUAAUAACUGAUGACAGCGUUAAAGGGCUUUCACUCUUGCGGGUGAGUUUAUCAGCUGAAUCGUGAACUGCACUGGGAUGUUGGAAACGGCACUGACGCUCAUGCGAAUGAUGUGCCUUAAACGAACCAAUCAGGAGCCACUUUGAAUCUCAUGAGGACUUGAAUGCAACACACAGGCGGAUGUUGUCGACCAGCAUCACUGCUCUAUAUGGACAAUAUCGCUUCUCUUCUUAAAAAUAUAAAAGUUUUCAUUAAAAAAGAGAAAAAGACUGAAAAAAAAAAAUAAAUACAUUAAGAACAAAUUGUUGAAUGCAAACAAAAGAUCCUUCAGUGUGUUCAGUUGCUUCACCCUGGAGUCGUUUUCCUUUAUUUUGGCUAAUAUUUGUCAUUUUUGACUUAAGUUAAAUAACUGUGUGCAAUUGAACCAUUUUUGUCUUGUUUAUGGUCUUUUCACGCUCUCAUAUGUAUUUGCUUUUCUUUAUAAAGACGUCACAGUGUCACUCGAUGUACAACGCAAAUAUUUCACCCCAGCCCAAUGUUUAUGAUUGUUGGUUUUCAGAUAUGUUGCCAUUAUGUUUGCUUUCACAGCCUGUUUUGUUUCAUCAGGGUUCAGGUUAAAUUACAGUUCAUAUAUAUGUAACUUCAGAUUUUGUAAAAAAAUGUUUCUGAGAUAAUUCCACGCAUGAUUGGUUUAAAGGUUUCAUCAGAUUAUUGUUUGAGCUGUGAGCUUGUGUGCAAAGCAUCUCUGUAUUUAAAGGUGUCUUCGCCAGAAGCCCAGCUCUAUACGAGUCGUGUUCAUUAAUCAUCUGAUGAACGUGCCAGAAUGACGUUCAAAUCUGCAACUCUGAUCUGUUGAACUCGCCAUGUCUGUCUAUUUUGCUUUAUUGUGCAUUACUAAUAUUUUCCAUGCUUUUAUCACAGGACAAUUUUUCUAUAUUUUCCAUUGUCUGUUUUCAGGGUUUUGAACGGCUGACAUGUUUCCUGAGUUCAUGUACAAAAUGAGGUUACAGUUUGUUAGAUUUACUUUUGUUCCCAAAAUAAAGUUUGAACCCUUUUA